Messenger RNA from Guillardia theta CCMP2712, 156 nucleotides. RefSeq lists its product as hypothetical. Lineage: Eukaryota; Cryptophyceae; Pyrenomonadales; Geminigeraceae. The record is from RefSeq and is a predicted model, not a curated record. The annotation marks the transcript as partial. The transcript has a single exon.
GAGAAUGAAGGAGAAGAUUGCUCUAUAUGCUUAUCUACGAUAUUUCAAGGAAAUCUAAUGGCCAUUCUUCCGUGCUCUCACCGAUUCCAUGAACAGUGUGUCUUGCGAUGGCUGAAUCAGAGCAGAGCCUGCCCGUAUUGUCGGUCAAGGAUCAGU